AUGAGCGCUCCCAUGGAGAUCUCCUUCGACCCCCACCCUUCUCAUCCCGCCCCGCCCGCCUUCCCCUCCAGCCCACCCCUGGAGCCCGCAGCCGCCGCCACCCCUCCCGCGGUCUCGUCCUCGCCGCAGCCGACGGCGGAGGCCGUAGUCGCGCCCACCCCGCCAGACGACAAGGUCCUCGUCUCAGUUGAGGUGUUGCUGCACGCCACGAGUACGGCUCGCGCCGAGGACGUCCGAACGGCGGUCGAGAGGAUGUUAGAAUCUCGAAGUUUAAGCUAUGUCGAUGGUCCUGUUCAGAUACCUCCAGACAAUUCUUUUCUUCUUGAACAUGUCAAAAGGAUCCAAAUAUGUGACACUGAUGAGUUGAUUGAGAACCACAAAAUCCUGUUGUUUUGGCAAGUCAAACCUGUCGUUCAUGUAUUCCAGGCUCAAGCUGAUCUAGUUAUCUUGCAGUUGAGUGAGGAUGGUCCAGGUGAAGAACCAAGUGAAGACGACACACUCUCUAGCUUCAAUGAGUGGGCUCUACCUGCCAAAGAAUUUGAUGGAUUGUGGGAAAGCUUACUAUAUGAAGUGGGUCUCAAGCAGAGGUUGCUGAGAUAUGCUGCUAGUGCUUUGCUAUUUACUGAAAGAGGUGUAGACCCAUGCCUUGUUUCAUGGAACAGGAUUGUACUUUUACAUGGUCCACCUGGAACAGGAAAGACUUCAUUAUGUAAAGCACUAGCUCAGAAGCUUUCUAUUCGCUUCAAUUCAAGGUAUUCUAUGUGCCAACUAAUUGAAGUCAAUGCCCAUUCAUUGUUCAGCAAGUGGUUUUCUGAAAGUGGGAAACUGGUAGCUAAACUUUUCCAGAAGAUUCAGGAGAUGGUGGAGGAAGAAAGCAACCUGGUAUUUGUAUUGAUCGAUGAAGUUGAAAGCCUUGCUGCUGCCAGACAGGCUGCCAUAUCUGGUUCUGAGCCUUCAGACUCCAUUAGGGUGGUAAAUGCCUUGCUAACACAAAUGGACAAACUGAAGGCUUGGCCAAAUGUUAUCAUUUUGACGACAUCAAAUAUCACCACAGCUAUCGAUAUUGCAUUUGUUGACAGGGCAGACAUCAAGGCAUACGUCGGACCCCCUACUCUUCAAGCACGCUAUGAGAUUUUGAGAUCAUGCAUAGAUGAACUCUUCCGAGUAGGAAUUCUUACAUAUCCUCAGGGUGGUGAUUUGCCUUGCAUUCUGAGCUAUUCAACCCUGAAAGAGAAGUUGCACUGUCCUGAGGCUGCAGAACCCCAUACACUUCAUCUCUCCAAAUUACUGCAUGAAGGCGCAGAACUGUGCGACGGAUUGAGCGGAAGAUCAUUGAGAAAACUUCCUUUCCUGGCACACGCUUCUGUUCCCAACCCUUCGUGCUGUGACGCUGCUUCUUUCAUGCACACGCUGAUACAGACCGCGCGAAGAGAGCUCUUGGAAUCACGCGGAUGA
Triticum turgidum subsp. durum (durum wheat) is the source of this 1455-nucleotide messenger RNA. The record is from the annotation of a GenBank genome assembly. Lineage: Eukaryota; Viridiplantae; Streptophyta; Magnoliopsida; Poales; Poaceae.